This is a messenger RNA of Ostertagia ostertagi, 303 nucleotides long. The record is from the annotation of a GenBank genome assembly. NCBI's taxonomy places the organism in Eukaryota, Metazoa, Nematoda, Chromadorea, Rhabditida, Trichostrongylidae.
CACCGUAAUAAAUACACUCCUGUAUCUCAAAAGAACAAUUUUCGAAGUUCUAUAACGCCUUCAAAAAGUGGAGCUUGGGAAGGUGUCAAGGAAACCGGAGAGGCUGUCGGUGAAACCGCAUCCAACGCUGCAUCGGCCGCCUAUGAGGGAGCGAAAAGCGCUGAAAGAAUUGCUGAAGAAAAUGCAGCUGCCGCCGCCAAGAAAGUCAAGGAAACAGCUUCUGACGCUCGGAAUGCAGUCGGUCAAACCUUGAAACAGGCUGGUGAAGCUGUCGAGGAUGACGACCAUCCGAAGUUGCAGUAG